GAACAGUAAAUGUGAGAACAAUGUUUUAGCUUGUCAGACUUUCUAUAUUGCAUCUUUAACAUGACAUGUUUCAUGAAAUCUCUCUCUCGUUGGCACUCUUUCAUACCAUUCUAGUGCUGGUGCCAGCGACCAUAAGUACAGAGGAAUAUGGUGUCCAGUUUGUGGAUGAGCAAAGGUCUGAGCUCAUUCAGAGGGUAACCAUGGUGAUGCCUAUAGCAGAUGAACUGCUUCAGAGAUGCAUGCUUCAUAAAGAAAUGUAUAAUACUAUCCGUGAUGCCAGGCCCAGCCAGGAACAGAUGAGACUGCUGUACGAGGCCCUACACUCAGGAGGCUCUAAGGUGAAAGCAGCCUUUUAUGAGAUUCUACGGGAAAAACAACACUAUCUAGUCAAUCUGGCAACAAAUCUUCAUGAUGUUCCACUCCCCAAACCCAGGAUCAGAGAAGAGUUCUUGAAAUAUUCCUUACCGCUCACAUUGGAUCCUAACUCAGCUCAAGAGUGCCUGUGUCUGUCUGAGGGAAACAGGAAGGUGACAAAUAAUGGAAAGGCCCAGCCCUACCUUCACCAUUCAGACAGAUUUACCUACUUCGUCCAGGUGCUGUGUAGAGAGGGUCUGUCUAGAGCCAGCUACUGGGAGGUAGAGUGGAGUGGGGAUUCUGUUAAUGUAGCCGUCUCAUAUAAAGGAAUCAUCAGGAAAGGAGACCAAUGGAAUGGCGUCGCUGCAUUUGGACGGAAUGAUCUGUCGCUGAGUUUAUACUGCUCAACCUCUAGCUGUACUUUCAUGCACAAUUGCUCUACAACUGUUAUCACUGUCCCCUGCUCCUCCAGAGUUGGCGUGUACCUGGACCACACGGCAGGAACUCUGUCCUUCUACAACGUUUCUGACACAAUGACUCUCCUCCACAGAGUCCAGACCACAUUCACUGAACCUCUUUAUCCUGGGUUUACAGUUGGUCAUGGAUCAUCUGUGAAGAUACUGACAAAAUGAUAGAAGUAAAGCAGCUUUCAUAUUAAACUCGGUAUGGGUUUAAUCCAUAACAUUGUUAUUUCUCUUUUUUUUAUAAUCUUGAGAAGUUCGGAAAAAUAUGCUUAAUGUCUCUGCUGAUGGAGUGCUGCUGUUUUCCCCAGCUCUGACAUAACAGAAUGUUUAUGUCCUGACUGCAAAUCUGAUGAACCAGGGUUUGUUGUAUAAACACAUGCAAGCUGGCCUCUAUGUGGGUUGAGGAAAAUAGUAAGCCAUGAGAAACUCCAACAAGGCCUAGUUCCAGUUUGGCAGUUAGCUCCUACCCCUUCAGUGUGCACAAGUUUGACAGGACUGGAAGGAUGUAAGCAAUAUGGAGGCUGCUUCACUUGGCCUAUUAGAAAAGCACAUGGAGUCAUCACCUAUCCCAUUCUUUUAGAUCUGCAACACCAAAAUGUAGGGAAAGGACCACAAUGGAAUCA
Messenger RNA from Oncorhynchus nerka (sockeye salmon), 1441 nucleotides. Its product is annotated as stonustoxin subunit beta-like. Gene Ontology annotation, molecular function: protein binding. Bases 66 to 986 code for a protein of 306 amino acids. The record is from RefSeq and is a predicted model, not a curated record. Gene Ontology annotation, biological process: regulation of apoptotic process; innate immune response; inflammatory response. The transcript is spliced from 4 exons. NCBI's taxonomy places the organism in Eukaryota, Metazoa, Chordata, Actinopteri, Salmoniformes, Salmonidae.